This is a messenger RNA of Daucus carota subsp. sativus, 1646 nucleotides long. Its product is annotated as tubby-like F-box protein 3. The coding region runs from base 147 to 1283 and encodes 378 amino acids. The transcript has 6 exons. Gene Ontology annotation, molecular function: protein binding. The record is from RefSeq and is a predicted model, not a curated record. NCBI's taxonomy places the organism in Eukaryota, Viridiplantae, Streptophyta, Magnoliopsida, Apiales, Apiaceae.
GGUUUGACGAAGAAGCAACGAUAAGUUAAGUAGUUGGUACAAAAUAACAUUCUCACUCUUCACAUAUACAUACACACACUUGUAAGUUGUAUCUAUAAUUUAUAGUUUAUAAAUCUGCGAUUCUGUAAGUUUGACUCCACGCGAAGAUGAAACUGAGUUACGUCGGAUUCCGAUCGAAGCCUAGCCGGAAUGUUCAGACGUCGGCGGAGCCGGCGCCGGAGAGCAGUUGCCGGUGGGCGAUAAUGCCGGAGGAGUUGUUGAGAGAAGUGUUGAUGAAGGUGGAGGCGUCGGAGAGUGAGUGGCCGAUGAGGAGGAGCGUGGUGGCGUGUGCCGGAGUGUGUCGGAGUUGGAGGAACGUGUUGAUCAAGGAGAUUGUUAGGCUUCCGGAAGUUUCGGGAGUCUUGACUUUUCCGAUUUCGGUCAAACAGCCUGGUCCUAGAGAUUCCCUUAUCCGGUGUUUUAUAAAAAGGAAUGGGUCGGCACAUUCAUAUAAUUUGUACCUCAGUUUAUCUCAAGCGCUGGCUGAAAAUGGAAAGUUUCUUCUUGGUGCUCGAAAGUCCAGACAUGCAACUUUCACAGAAUACAUCAUCUCUCUCAAUGCUGAUGAUAGGUCAAAAGGGAGCUGUGCAUAUAUUGGAAAGCUAAAAUCUAAUUUCUUAGGGACAAAGUUUUCCGUAUAUGAUGCUCUGCCACUUCCUACGGGAGCUAAAAUGACAAGGAAUCGUUCUACUAGGCUAAUAGGAUCAAAACAAGUCUUGCCUAGUGUUCCUUCUGGAAGCUAUCCAGUAGCGCGCAUUUCAUUUGAAUUAAAUGUUUUGGGUUCCAGCAGGGGCCCAAGAAGAAUGCAUUGCGUCAUGGACACAAUUUCCCCUUCUGCUAUUAAACCAGGAGGUGUGGCUCCAACACAGACUGAGUUUCGGCAAAGUAGCAUUGACACCCCUCCAUCUUUACCUAUCAUCACGAACGAGAUCUUUUCCGGACCUUUAUGUAGUCAGAGAGAUGGACAGCUCAUCUUAAAAAAUAAAUCUCCCAGAUGGCAUGAGCAGCUACAAUGCUGGUGUUUAAAUUUUAAUGGACGUGUAACAAUUGCCUCGGUGAAGAACUUUCAGCUAGUUGCUUCUGCUGAAGGUGGAGGGAUCACACCUGAACAUGAGGAGGUUAUUCUACAAUUUGGUAAAGUGGACAAGGAUGUGUUUACAAUGGAUUACCGGUAUCCAAUAUCGGCAUUCCAGGCGUUUGCCAUCUGCCUUAGUAGCUUUGACACAAAGAUUGCUUGUGAAUGAAUUACAGCAUAGACAAAGGCCUCACAUCUUAUUGACAAAGGCGUAGAUUACACAGGACCCAAGAUAGCUUGUUCAUAUGGUUUGUUCUUCUGCCAUUAAUGUUAAUUGCCCAGACAUCAAGAGAGGCAUGCACCAAUUGUGCCUACUUUCUCGAUAUUUAACUUUAUUUGGGUUCUUCUUCAUAGUAGUUGUAGGCUUGUAGCCGGUCGAGCUCUGUGAGACUUGUUCUAGUCCAGUCUUUACCACUGUACUCUUGGCGAAUGUGAUUGUUGUCUUAACUUUUUAAAAUACUUGUGGUAUCUAAAAACUUAUAUGUUUAUCAGUCACUGAAAUAUAUUCUCUUGUCUUGUUGCCUUAUCUUCA